AUGGCGAUUGACAGCUGAAAUGUUCAGACUGACACGCGGUGCCGUGUUUACAUGUUGACAGCCACUGGGUGAUGUCACGAGAACGCACACGGAUAGAUGAGGUAACGACAACUACCAAAGGGAAAGAAAAGCGACAUGGACACAAUAUCUAAUCUGAAGAAAACCCUGAAGCAUUGGGAAAUCCAGUUCUAUAAAGAACAUAAUAGGAAACCAAAGCAGGAAGACAUUGGAGCAGCACCAGAUAACAUCAAAGCUGCCUAUUCCCAGUACAAUAAACUACGGAAGGAAGACAAGAGAAGGAUAAAUUCAUCUGACUCCAAAGUUGCAGAUAUGAACAAUGAAGCCCAUGAAACUCUAUCUACAAAUAAUUCAACGAAGGGUAUGAAUGGAGAUAGUUCACAUGAUGUGGGUCCUGAUAACGGAGUAACCGCUGAGAUUCAGUGUAAAGAUUGGGAACGUGAAGGGAAGGAGGUGGAACUCGAAAAUGUUUCAAGUGACACAAAUCCAGACAGCCAUAAAAUUGAGAAUAAUGAAGACAUACCACCUUUAGAACCAGAAGUCUGGGGGAAGCAGUUUGAUAAAAAACUUUCAAGUUGUUCAGCAAAGGUGAAGCCAAAGAGUUCAAAUUCAAAGAAAAACAAUACAUACUUGAAAGGCCUUAGCAGUAAAUUAUUUGCAAAUUCCAAACAGAUAGGUGAAAAAGAGGUGAAGGAGCAGGCCUUUGUCUCCAGGCAGUGGAAGCAGUCAAUCCAGCAAAAUGUUUCCAUGGUAACAACAUCUCGAGAUGAGGAGGAGGAAAGUUUUGCUUGUUUUAGUGAUGAGGCAGAUGACACGGACCAAAUGGUUUUUGAUCACGUGAGCAAAGAGACAGAAAACAAAGGUAUGGAAUGCUCCAAGCUUGGUAUGUUUAGGAAAGCUGUCUCUCUGUCUAAUCGGAAAGCCAUCCAAUGUUCCAAACUCUGCUGUAGAUCACCAACCAAGCUGCAUCUAAGAGUGGAGAUCAAGAAACGGAACAGUCACAUAUUACGCCAAUCAGAAAGACGACCCAGAAAUGGACGGGAGAGACAGGUGAUGCCUGUUCCUACACACAAUGUGUCGGUCAAAAAGACUACCCAGAAAUGGACGGGCGAGACGGUGACACCUGACUGUGUUCCUAUGGAAGUUAGUGACUUGAAGGAUGUAGAGGAUGUUCCUGUCAUUUCUAAACAAAACAGGAAGCGAAAGAAAGAUAAAUGUGAAGAUGGUGCUCAGAGGAAAAGGAAAAAAGCAGAAGUUGCUGAAAAUGUAUCCUGUACAGAUGUACCACCGGUUGAUAAAGUAGAUCUCUCCGGAGGUGAAGAUGAUGUCAAACCCAGCAUUGCUCCAAAGAAACAGUCCGCUGCAGGCUCUCGAAGGAAAAUCUCGCAGGACAAUUUUGUACGUCUGAAUAUGAAAGUGAAGACCUAUAAGCGGAAGGGAGGGAAAGGCAUGACUGGACCACAACACAAACGCUUCAUGUGGAAACAAAAGAUGGCCGCUCGCAGUGCCAGUAGGGGAGACAAUUGUUUCAAGUGUGGACAAUCUGGUCACUGGGCAAACAAAUGUCCUGGUGGCUCCUCAAAAUCAGGAAAAAUGGGAAGUGGUGACCGACACGAGGAACCUGUCAAUGAAGAGGAUUUUCCAAGUCUUCAGGAGGCAGCCAUGAUGGCUAAGGGUAUCAAAGUCAAGAGGUCAGAGGUCAAAAAAGAGAAAAAUGUAAAGAAGACAAAAGAGGAUAAAGAGGAAGAAGACGAAGAAGACGAAGAAGAAGUUCAAAUAGAGGCUGGAAUCACCAGGUCAGCUCCGGAGUAUAUGAUAACUCCGCCCCCUUUUUCGCCCUUAAUCGAACCAGGUACCCAAGAAACCCCAGCUGAUGUUUGGAAAGGCCUGAAGAUGUUUGGGUUUGAUGAGUUCAGGAGAGGACAAGAGCAGGCUAUCAUCAGGAUUCUUUCUGGUCAGUCAACUCUGGUUGUCCUAUCGACUGGCGGAGGUAAAUCUCUAUGUUACCAGUUACCAGCCUACCUUUAUGCCCAGCGCUCCAAGAGUAUUACCUUAGUGAUAUCACCGUUAGUUUCACUAAUGGAGGACCAGAUCACAGGUCUACCUGCUGGACUACAUGGGGCCUGUCUCCACACUAAUAUGACCCCUGCCCAGAGGGAAGGAGUACUGGCCUCUGUUAAAGAUGGGCGUGUCCACUUCCUGUUGGUGUCUCCGGAAGCAGUGGCUGGUGGCAGUAUGACUCUGCUAAACUCUCGUGCAAAUCUGCCACCGAUCUCCUUUGUGUGUAUAGACGAGGCUCACUGUCUGUCAGAAUGGUCACAUAACUUUCGACCUGCCUACCUCCGCCUCUGUAAGGUUCUACGUGACAAAUUUGGUGUACAUUGUUUCCUUGGUUUGACUGCUACUGCCACACAGUCCACUGCUGCUGAUGUUGCUAAGCACAUCGGCAUCGAAGAUUGUGAUGAGGCGAUAAUCCGGGGCCCACCAGUACCUAGGAACCUCUUCCUGUCGGUAUCGCGGGAUGAGGAUAGAGAUCAGUCUCUGAUCGGGAUGCUACAGGGGAAGAGAUUUAGUGACUGUGAGUCUAUCAUCAUCUACUGUACUCGACGUGAACAGACCGAGCGACUUGCUACACUAAUCAGGACAUGUCUGAAGGAAGAAAAGUCUCAGGAGUGGGAGGAUGGCCUUAGUAAAAAGAAAGGAGGAAGGAAAAAAUAUGCUUUCUGGGAUGCAGAGAGUUACCAUGCAGGUUUAACUCCAGCUCAACGCAAGAGAGUCCAAAAUGCUUUUAUGUCUGGGCGACUGAGGGUUGUUGUGGCGACAGUGGCCUUUGGUAUGGGUCUGGAUAAGUCCAAUGUCCGUGGAGUCAUCCAUUAUAAUCUCCCGAAGAGUUUUGAGAGCUAUGUUCAGGAGAUUGGUCGAGCAGGAAGGGAUGGAAGAGACUCCCAUUGUCACCUAUUCUUGGACUCGGAGGGAAAAGACCUGUGUGAACUGCGCCGUCACACCUAUGCCAAUACUGUUGACUAUCGCACUCUGAAAAGGUUCAUUCAGCACAUCUUUGUACCCUGUCACUGUAAGGCUGUACAAAAACUUCAACAACAGGCUCAAAGGGAGAAGGAAGAAUUUGAGCAAGCUGCUAAGAUUUUUGCAACAGACUGGGAUGAAGAAGAUGAACAAACACAAGGGGAGGAGACUAGAAAACAAACACCAGGUGGAGACACUGAUAAACCAACACCAGGGGGAGACACUGGUGUACAAACACCAGGUGGAGACACUGAUGUACAAACACUAGGGAGAGACACUGGUGUACCAACACCAGGGGGAGACACUGGUGUACCAACACCAGGUGGAGACACUGAUAUACCAACACCAGGGGGAGACACUGAUGUACCAACACCAGGGGGAGACACUGGUGUAUCAACAAAGCCUCGGCUUUGUCUGGGUCAUGAGAGAGCCAUGCCUAUAGAGGACACUGUCACAAGUAUGGAUGUGAAGGAGGAAGGACUAUGUACACUGAUGUGUUAUUUGGAGAACCAUUCUCAGAUGUGGCUAUCAUCCAUGUCAAAUAUUUACGUCAACUGUCAUAUACAGUGUUAUGGUGGCCCCAGCCAGUUACAGAAACUGGCAAAGAAGUGUCCACCUAUUGCCGUGGCAAUUGCAAAGGCUAAGAAGAGUGGAAAGACCUUCAGUGACACUAACAGCCUGUCUUUUUCUGUCGUGGAGGUCAGUGACUGUAUGGGCUGGGCAUCCGGGCCGGUCAAGCAAGAGCUUAAGACACUAGCUUGGGACUUCAACCAACCAGGUUCCACAGGUCCAGUUAGAAGUGGAGUACUUGUGGAGUUUUCCGACCUUGCAUUUCACUUUCGCUCACCUGGUGAUCUUGAGGACGAAGAGAUGGAUGAUGUUCUUCAGUUCUUACAUGACAGAGUCCAGACCCAGGAGAAAACUGAGUUACAACAGCUGAAGUACCUACACAACACUCUCAGAAGUGUUUCCCACAAAAACUACUGGAUGUGCUCAGACGAAUUUGACAAAAGGAAAGAUGAGAAAUUGAAGGUGGUUAUUGUGGACUACUUUCAGGAACAGACAUUGUUAAAGAAGGCCCAACAGGAAGCAGAUGACACACCAGAGGUUCCACAAUAUGAGCUGGGACAACUUGUGUCAGACAUUCGUCAAUUUGUGAACGUUUACGGUACAGAGCACAAGCUUAAUGGUCGAGCGAUUGCCAGAGUGUUCCACGGAAUUGGUAGUCCCUGCUUCCCUGCCAAUGUGUGGGGACGAAACCGUCGCUAUUGGCGAGCAUACAUGAACAUUGACUUUAAUUUGGUGGUGAAGACAGCGACUAAGGAGCUAAUCAGUAUGAGGUGACCCCUUCCUAACUCUCAACCAACACAAACACUUGGUAUGGACUAAUUGGGUUUGUAACAGCUCCUCCUUUAUGCAGACUGCCGACUUGUCUAAAUUAAUUGCCAGAAUAUGUCAACACUGGAUGAAAAGAUGUUGACAUUAUGUCGACACACACUGCCAUAUUACUCCAAGAGAUGUUUGUGCCAUCAUAUAACAGGUAUAAUCGGCUCAACUUUUAAUCGUGUUUCGUCGUUAACUUGCCACAGCUUGUACAAUAUUAAAAUAUCAACAUUUUGAAGUAAACCAUAAAAAGGCAUCAGAAACAAGAGUGUGAGGAAAUAGAUCAGGAAAAAAUGCAUAUCAAUGUCUGAUUCUGCUUGAGAUGGGUGUGUACCAGUCAUGUGAUGGGUGUGUACUAGUCAUGUGAUGGGUGUGUACCAGUCAUGUGAUGGGU
Pecten maximus is the source of this 4819-nucleotide messenger RNA. RefSeq names its product ATP-dependent DNA helicase Q4-like. Gene Ontology annotation, molecular function: zinc ion binding; four-way junction helicase activity; 3'-5' DNA helicase activity. The transcript has 23 exons. Gene Ontology annotation, cellular component: chromosome; cytoplasm; nucleus. The coding region runs from base 136 to 4386 and encodes 1416 amino acids. Gene Ontology annotation, biological process: DNA replication; double-strand break repair via homologous recombination. Lineage: Eukaryota; Metazoa; Mollusca; Bivalvia; Pectinida; Pectinidae. The record is from RefSeq and is a predicted model, not a curated record.